This is a messenger RNA of Apodemus sylvaticus (European woodmouse), 2219 nucleotides long. RefSeq names its product reticulon 4 receptor like 2 (gene Rtn4rl2). Gene Ontology annotation, molecular function: protein binding. Lineage: Eukaryota; Metazoa; Chordata; Mammalia; Rodentia; Muridae. Gene Ontology annotation, cellular component: plasma membrane. The record is from RefSeq and is a predicted model, not a curated record. Bases 334 to 1596 code for a protein of 420 amino acids. The transcript is spliced from 3 exons.
UCCCUCUGCGAGCAGCCGGGGCGCACGGACCGACCGACUAACCGACUCCCUGCAGGGCCGAGCUGCCGAGGGGGCGCGGACACCCGGUGUCCAGGGUCAGCCCAGCCCCUUCCAUCCCGUCGUGCCCCGCCCCGUCCCGUCGGGGCCGAUGGCUCCUUCCGAGGCACGGAGUCCGGGGGGCGCAGGGUAGAGCUCUGCAAGCCCGCUGCGUAGCCCGGGACUCCCCGGGUCCUUACGGAGCCCCGCGGAGUCCCCGCCGUCUGUCCGGCGGGAUUAGGGAGCGAGUGGGAGCGCCCUCCCCCCGCCGCCCCCUCCCCCGAUCGUCGAGACAAGAUGCUGCCCGGGCUCCGGCGCCUGCUGCAAGGUCCAGCCUCAGCCUGCCUACUGCUGACCCUCCUGGCCCUCCCACCCGUGACCCCCAGCUGCCCUAUGCUCUGCACCUGCUACUCCUCUCCACCCACCGUGAGCUGCCAGGCCAACAACUUCUCCUCAGUGCCGCUGUCCUUGCCACCCAGCACACAGCGACUCUUCCUGCAGAACAACCUCAUCCGCUCGCUGCGGCCAGGCACCUUUGGGCCCAACCUGCUCACCCUGUGGCUGUUCUCCAACAACCUCUCCACCAUCCACCCCGGCACCUUCCGCCAUCUGCAGGCCCUAGAGGAACUGGACCUCGGGGACAAUCGGCACCUGCGCUCCCUGGAGCCCGACACCUUCCAGGGCCUGGAGAGGUUGCAGUCACUACACCUGUACCGUUGCCAGCUCAGCAGCCUGCCUGGCAACAUUUUCCGAGGCCUGGUCAGCCUACAGUACCUCUACCUCCAGGAGAACAGCCUGCUUCACCUACAGGAUGACUUGUUCGCGGACCUGGCCAACCUGAGCCACCUCUUCCUCCACGGGAACCGCCUGCGGCUGCUCACGGAACACGUGUUCCGCGGCUUGGGCAGCCUGGACCGGCUGCUGCUGCACGGGAACCGGCUGCAGGGCGUGCACCGCGCGGCCUUCCACGGCCUCAGCCGCCUCACCAUCCUCUACCUGUUCAACAACAGCCUGGCCUCGCUGCCGGGAGAGGCUCUGGCCGACCUGCCGGCGCUCGAGUUCCUACGGCUCAACGCCAACCCCUGGGCGUGCGACUGCCGCGCUCGGCCGCUCUGGGCUUGGUUCCAGCGCGCGCGGGUGUCCAGCUCCGACGUGACCUGCGCCACCCCGCCCGAGCGCCAGGGCCGGGACCUGCGCGCGCUGCGCGACACCGAUUUCCAAGCGUGCCCGCCGCCCACGCCCACGCGGCCGGGCAGCCGCGCCCGCGGCAACAGCUCUUCCAACCACCUGUACGGCGUGGCCGAGGCGGGCGCUCCCCCCGCAGACCCGUCCACGCUCUACCGAGACCUGCCCGCCGAGGACUCGCGGGGGCGCCAGGGCGGGGACGCGCCCACCGAGGACGACUACUGGGGGGGCUACGGCGGCGAGGACCAGCGGGGCGAGCAGACGUGUCCCGGGGCCGCGUGCCAGGCGCCCGCAGACUCGCGUGGCCCCGCGCUCUCGGCCGGGCUGCACACCCCUCUGCUCUGCCUCUUGCUCCUGGCGCCCCAUCACCUCUGACUGCGGUGCUCGGACGGAAGAGGCCACAGCCUUCGCCCCGAUCUCCUUCUCUUCCCCACGGAGCCUCGGCUCCAUCCUUGUCCCUUGUUUGCGACCCGGCCUGGUACCUUCCCUAGGCCUUCUCGCUCUGUUUCUCCCCCCCCCCCCCCCGACCAGGCUGCCUCAUUUGCCUUCUGGGCUGUUCGGACUUAGGUAUGGCCGCCCCUAAGACGGUGUAUAAGGUGGUUCGGCUCCAUUCGCCCAGAUUCUAGCCAGUAACUCUUCUUCCCCCAUCCCAAGGCUGGGGCGUGGCACCCCAGGCAGCCGUUGCUCCUCUCUCCAGGGCCCCACAGUGGACUCGGGGGGCUUUAGUCUGCAGAGCACCUCACCAGCAGAGCCUUUGAAAGCUCCCCCUGGGAGCCUCCCCUCCUCCCCCGGACUUCGGAGGGAGGUCUCAGCGAGGCCCAGGCUGCCCCUGGACCCUGCUUGUCCUGAUCCCUUCAGCCUCCUGACACGGGAGGAAUACUUUUCUCCUAAGUCUACCCAGGACACUUUUUAGGGUGCCUGAAGAGAGUUUCCUCUCCACCCAUGGCCCCUGUAUGGUGAAGAUCAAAAGAAAUUGUUGGGGGAAAAUUUAUUAAAAA